Messenger RNA from Notolabrus celidotus (New Zealand spotty), 1557 nucleotides. RefSeq names its product receptor-type tyrosine-protein phosphatase beta-like. The annotation marks the transcript as partial. Gene Ontology annotation, molecular function: protein binding. The record is from RefSeq and is a predicted model, not a curated record. The transcript has 6 exons. NCBI's taxonomy places the organism in Eukaryota, Metazoa, Chordata, Actinopteri, Labriformes, Labridae.
ACUGAGAAGAUCGGAGGGAACAAAUUGAAGACACUUCUGGAAGAACUGGAAACUAUUUUUGUCAGAUCUGGGAUUUAUUCUUGUUUCCAAAUUGGAAAAAGGACAUUUAACACAUUGUUAUUUGUUUUAUCUUAAAGCUCUAUUUUCCUGUGCUGAAGAACUGAAAUACAACGAUCCUGGGAUAUUAUCUGCUGGAGUCGGUGAAUGUAAACUCAUCUUCAGCCUCAGGAUUAUGUUGGUGCGUGCUCGCUCUGAGGAUCUGAAGGAGGAUCAAAAUGCUGAAAUGUAAAGUUCAAAGUUAUUUCUGCUGCCUGUGGUUCACCUCGCUGCUGCUCCAGGAUCUGAGCAGAGCAGCUCCGGCAGAGAGCCAGUCCGCCCCUUGUAGCAUCUCUGUGUCUGAGCCAGAAUCCAACCUGGACUCCAUCUCUCUAACCAUCAACACACCCGGACACGACUGCUCCUUCACCCUCACGUCUCCUGACACAGGAGCAGACGGCGCUGAGUGUAAGAACAGAAUAACGACGAGUGGACAUGAGGAGGUAGAGACGAAUGAGAUCAAAGAAAAGGAGCACACAGAGGAGGAGGUGAAGGAGGAGAAAGAAGGGAACUAUCUGGGGACCAAUCAGCUAGGAGUUGAGGAUGGAGGUAACAAGGAGGCAGGAGGUGUUUUCACGUGUGUGUUGGAUCACCUGGAGCCAGGAACCGCCUACCUGCUGCAGGUUCAGUCUCAGAAAGACGAGGAGACCAUCAACAUCACCGUGCACACCCGGCCGUCAGCAGUGAGCGGCCUGUCAGUGACCUCCAGGACCGGCAGCAGCCUGGGCCUUUCCUGGCAGGCUGGCCCAGGGAGGACGCAGCGCUUCAGGCUGCAGCUUCAGGAUCACACCGGUCUGCUGAGGAACGAGACAUUAGAAAGCACAACAACCCAACACACGGUCGCCCACCUGUCACCUGGAUGCCUGUACAAUAUAACCAUGGUUACAGAGGCAGGUGGACUGCAGAACAGCCUGACGAUGGAGACUCAGACAGUUCCUGCUUCUGUCACCAAUCUCACCGCCAACAGUAACAGAACAAGCAUCCUGCUGUCAUGGCAACAACCUGAAGGCGACCUGGACGAGUUGGAUGUGAGCGUCUCCACUAAUGGCACAGGCCUUAAAGAGAUAACUCUUCCUCCGGACGCCACGGAGGUAUCAGUAGACCAGCUGACCCCAGGCUCGGCUUAUCAUAUCAUUGUGAUAACCAGGGCUGGGAAACUAAAGAACCAAUCAGAGCUCAGCGUCAGGACAGCUCCGGCAGCAGCAUCCCAACUCUCAAUGUCCCCUUCCUCUAACGAUGGUGGCCUCGUCUUGUCUUGGACGCCCCCUGCAGGCCACUGGGAGAGCUACAGGGUCUCUCUGUUUGAUGGAUCCCUGCAGUUAGUCAGCGUCGCUCUGGAUCAAGAGACAGUGACCUUCAGCUUUCCUGGGACGGGACUAAUACCUGGAAAACUUUACAGAGCAGAGCUGGAAGUGGAGAGUGGAGGACUGAAGGCCGAGAGCAGCUGUGAAGGGGCAACAG